GGACCUGGAUCGACCCGGGUGCCUUCGCGCUGGUGGGGGCAGGGGCCUUCAUGGGGGGGGUCACCCGCAUGACGGUGGCGCUGGCGGUCAUCAUGAUAGAGGUCUCCUCCGACGUGCACAUGCUGCUGCCGGUGCUGGUGGCCAUCAUGGUGGCUAAGUGGGUGGCGGAUGCGGCCACUCACAGCCUCUACCAUGGGCUGCUGGAGGUCAAGUGCGUCCCCUUCCUGCCCCCCGAGCCCGUCUCCGCCUUCUCGCUGGACCUGCUGCCCGUGUCGUACGUCAUGAAGAGCCCCGUGGUGUGCCUGCGCCAGCGAAUGACGGUUCGCGAGCUGACCGAUGUGCUGCGCCGCUGCCAACACAACGGCUUCCCCGUGCUGCGGGACGAACCCCUCCCGCACCAACACCCGCAACACCACCACCAGCAGCAGCACUUGCAGCACAACCCCACCGCUGCUGCCGCUGCUGCCGCUGCUCCCUCCCAC
Molecule: messenger RNA, 482 nt
Organism: Astrephomene gubernaculifera
Lineage: Eukaryota; Viridiplantae; Chlorophyta; Chlorophyceae; Chlamydomonadales; Astrephomenaceae
Source: the annotation of a GenBank genome assembly